AUGGCAACGGACGCGGGGUUCUGGACUCCGACUCUCCCGAGCCCCCAGCUUCGCGGGAGGCGGCCGGCUGAGGCGCGGGCUCCGAUGGCGGGCAAGGGCGACACGCCCGAGACCGAGGAGUGCUGGAAGAUCCUCGAGAGCCUCGAGUCGACUAUUGAGCAAUGCCGGUUCAGCCCCAGACUUAAAAUUUCCGAUGAUUUGAAGAUUGGCUUUUUCAGCACAGACCAUGCUACUCAAACAGAUUCCAAUGAAAUUUUGCCAUUGAAAGAGUUGAGUUCAUCUACAGAGAAGCUAGUUCAGGUCAUUAGAUCUCUUCAGGUGGAUUUUGGGUUCCUCAGAGAAUUGCUUCAGCUGAAGUUUGAGGACCGUCUUAAAGAGGAGUCUUUCAACCUGUUCACUGCUCUGCAUGACAGGAUCCUAACAAUCGAAAAACACUAUCAAGAGAAUGAGGACAUCAUAAGAAAAUGCUACAAUCAGCAGUUGGCCGAUGCCAUAGCUGUUAUCAAAGGAACGUACAAGCAAUUCUUUGAGGUGGAGGAAGAGACUUUUGUGAAAGAAUCAGCUACUCUCAAAAUGAGUAAUUUGUUAAAAAGACUGAAGGAGAGAGAAGAAACGAUUAAGGAGUUACGAGAAGAGCUAUGCCAAUAUGAAGAGUCUAGAUUUCAAAAACUUGACGCUUUUGCCAGAGAGACAGCUCUAGAAAGAGAGGAUUUGGAGUACAAACUGGAAAACGAGAGGCUGCUUCAAAUCGUUUCAGAGCUCGAAGAAGCAAUCCGACUCAAUCUAAGGGAAAAUGCAGUAUUAGAAGAUGAAAUUAUAACUCUGAAAGAGAUGGCAGCAAAGGAUCAUAGAACUAUUCAAAAGCUAAUUGAUGGUAGAGACAGAUUGCUAUGUGAGCUUGAUUAUGAAAAAUCAGUAGUUCAAGAAAUGAUUAAUAAACAGAAGGAGGACAUGGAAACAAGGAAGAGGAUUGAGAGCCUAAGCGUCAAGAGCUGGAGAACACUCAAGGAGAAAGAAACCUCUUUGUCUCUGUGGUCCUCACAACCCAGGAUUCCAUCCAGGCCUGGAACCAUUUCAAGGGCACGCUCGCCCUCCAGUUUAGCGCCUGUUAAGACCAAGAAAGUUAAGACUCCGAAGAAAUCUGCCAAGGAAGAACAGCCUGUGGUAAGAUCUCCAAAACCAGUCGGAGUGCACGAAGAAAAGAAGGAGAGAUUACCAGUGGCUAAGAUGGAAGACAAACAUGAUUUGGAAGAGCAAAUACGAGUGCUAAGGGCAAAUUUAGAAAGUGAGAAAAGGAAGAUAGAAAGAUUUAAGAAAGAAUCUGAAUGGAUAAACAAAAACUGGGAAAAGAAAUUCUAUAUUCUCAGGAACAGCUUUCAUGUCCUUAAAAAUGAGAUGUUUACUAGGCACACGUUGUUUCGCCAGUUUGCAGUACUUGCUGAUUCAUCCUUCAAUUAUAUUAAAUUAAAACCUUUAUUUGUGGAGUCUAAAAUGAACCUGAUAACAGGCCGUACUUCCUCUUCAAGCGAUCAUACACCUGUGCUAGACAACAAGGACACGGAUGUAGUCAGUGAUCAGACAUAUUUUCCCCCGUCACCAAAAGGGAGGGUGUCUGGAACCCUGGAAGAAGAGUCUUUGGAGAAGCCAUCGAUACUCCAGAAGAGCCCAGUGAAUGAUGUGGACGCUACUGAGUGAGGGGCAGGGCCCUGGGCUGCGCAGAGGGGGACCACAGAGAGGACCCUCUCCAUCCUGGCGUAAGGCUUGCCUCCCUGGCCAAGGGAUACUCCCUCCAAGGCGUUUCUAACAAAGCUGUUCCGUCUCCCCGAUGAUGUAGACUAACUCGAGGCCUGCCCUUGAAACGAAGAGAACGCGUCCGCCCGGCUGUGCGCACCUUUCCAAACCCUCAAAGGCAGGUGCUCGCUCAUGCUGGGUGAGAGGGACGCAGGGACUUCGAGGGGCUGCCAAAGCCACUGGGGGCGCUUCCUGGGCUCAGCAAGAUGCCCCAAAACCUUAGGGUGGGGAGGAACGGACUUCAAUUAAAAAAAGUUUGAGGCACUAA
Molecule: messenger RNA, 2059 nt
Organism: Panthera uncia (snow leopard)
Lineage: Eukaryota; Metazoa; Chordata; Mammalia; Carnivora; Felidae
Gene: CB4H10orf67
Product: chromosome B4 C10orf67 homolog
Exons: 17
Coding region: 1-1695 (564 amino acids)
Source: RefSeq, a predicted model, not a curated record